AUGGGAGUGGGCCAGAUCUUGUUAUCCACAACGACCCCGUUGUUGAAGAUCUGGCCCGCCGCCCGGAUGGUGGUGAAAUGCGCAUGCGACUUGAUUCUGAUCUUGGAACGGGCCCUUCGACUUCAUGGCCCGGAUACCACAGCCGAUGAAAUCGAGAGGGCCCAAGACGAGUACGCCUCCGGUCAUGGUACCGACCAGCAGUCGCAGAACCAUGCAGCAGUGGUAGCCAGAAUCCCACCGCGAGACUGGGUGCAUCUGGCAAUCAACGAAACAUUCCCCCUGCAAAAGAAGUUCUUUCGGAAACUGGGCAUCACAAAAGCAGAGAGCCUAAUUGCGAACAUUAUCCGAAAUCAUCGAAUCGGGGCUCCGAGACGACAAGGUCACAGUCGGAAGGCGUCGUCCGCCCCCCCACAAGCCACGCUGUUACCUUGGCAGGGUGUCACCCCGAGCUCGGAGGAUUUAGAGGUAAUUCAAGACGAGCUUUUUCAACCUGACCAGUCGUCUCCGGAAGAUUGCCAGGACGAGUUUGAUGCAAUGUCGCAAGCUCUGGAUGCAAUGCGUCAAGACCCGACUAGUGACGAGGAUGGUACGGAUGGGGACUUGGAUAAAGAACCAGCUACUCCGCCAUCCGGCCUUGAGGAUGAAGACAGUGAUACUAACACCAUCCCCGACUCUCUCGCUGCCGAUUCUGAAGUGAGUAGAGUGCCUUCUGAGGACGCGGACUCAUGGUCUGGUGGGGUGUCAGCAGAGUCUUUGCAAGCAAGUAACCUCACCCCCGAUGAUGACCAGGGUCUAGAGGUCGAAGACGAUUCCGGAUGGGCGGACGGACUGUUUUCGGGUUUUGGUUAAUCUCCAUCUGGGCUUCUUCUGCUUUUCCUUUCGGUAGUGAAGCUCAUUAUGUGGAAGGUUUGAUGGGACGAGGAAGAAAGUAAGAGGCUGAUUCUUCGUGUUCCGAAACAGAAGGCGCAGCCCAGAG
This is a messenger RNA of Aspergillus fijiensis CBS 313.89, 976 nucleotides long. RefSeq lists its product as uncharacterized. The record is from RefSeq and is a predicted model, not a curated record. Lineage: Eukaryota; Fungi; Ascomycota; Eurotiomycetes; Eurotiales; Aspergillaceae. The coding region runs from base 1 to 849 and encodes 282 amino acids. The transcript has a single exon.